UCCGUUGAGUUUUUUAAGGGGGGGCUAAGGGGCGAAUCACCAUAAGUACGAAAAGUAACGGUACGAAACAAAGUUUUCGGGCGGAAAUCGCCGAAUAAUAUCCGGAAAAUAACGAUAUGUCAUCCGCGAAGAAAUUCUGCAAUCUGAUUAGUCCAUAGGUAAGUCGGAAAAUUACGAUUGGACACGAUUUGAAAUGAUGUAGUUGUGAGCCUAAGCGGCCAAACAAAGAUGGCGUUUUGAUAAAAAAAAAAAACAACGAAUGGAAACAGAAAUGAAAAUAAUACAGCACUGAAGAUCAGCAACUUACGUUAACAGUAUGUAUUCAAGAUACAGGCAAUAUUUUUGAAUUUAUCUCUUGUAAUAACGAAUUAAAUAAAUAGUAAUCACAACAGACUAUGAACAUUUUCGUUGAUCAAACCUACGAAUGAUCUAGAUAUUGGGGGCUUCCGGAUUUUUUGUGUGUCGAGAUUUGUUAAAAUGUCAGGAGCAACAGUUACACGACGUCAGUUUUGUUCGAGUGUGCAUCGAAAAUAUGACUUUGCAAAGUGGGUGGUGUAAUGCCCAUCAUUUUAGUCGAAAAUUUUGAGCAGGAUCAGGAAGGAAACUGCUGAUAUGUUUUCCAUAUUUACAGUAGUGUACAUAUUUUGAUGUAUCAUACUGAGAUUAGAUGACGAGUUACUGACUGGGAAUUGAUAUUUGGAAAGGAAGACGAUGCUUCAGUUUGGAUGCUAGUGAACUGUCAGACAUUACGUUAGGUACCUUGCAAAUUGUAACUAGACCCACUGGCACCAGAGCACCAACCUGUGCUUUGAAUUUUGACAAAAUAAAUUAUAAACAAAGAUAAUCACAAAAGAAACUCAGAAACGUAGUCUUAUACGAUAUGCCCCAUUCGUACUUUCCCUAUAUUAACACUGAUAUAUACGGCAAUUUGACCACAUUUUUGGUUGCAACAUGAAGAUAUUUUAUUUUUCUAUCGAACUGCACAUUUGUUGUAAUCAGUUAUCGUUGCAUGUCGAAAAUACGCAUUUGAAAACAAGUGGUACCCUGAAUCUAGUUCAUUACCAUGUGUAAAUUUAGAGAAAGUAUGAAGGGGGCAUAUGAAUAAAUCUUUGAGUUUGUUUUUGGGUUAAAACUUAUUUUGACAACAUUCAAAGCACAGCUUGGUGUUCUGGUGCUGUACAAGACCUCACCUCAAAGUCUAUGUUUUAGUUUUCAAUUAAUAAAUGUUACAAAUUUUAUUUUAGAAAAUGGAGUUUGCAACGAACAAAGACAAUGCUCGUGACAUAGACAGCUCAGUACGGAACAAAUGGCGCUGGGACUGGCUUGAUAAUGACCUCAUGAAACAGUACCUUAGAAAGACAAAAUCACCUCGCCAGGCAUUCUGUACCAUAUGUAAUAAGACUCUUCAGUACCAGUCUGGUGGGAAGAAGGACUUGAAUAGGCACAUGGAGUCUAACCCCCAUCUCCAAGCCAUGAAGGCUGUCAAAUCAAACUACAGUUUGGAAGGUAUGUUGUUUGGUUCCAAAGGCAGUCUAAGUGAAGAAACCCCAACAGUAGUGGUACGUCCAGUGGUUCCAGUUAAUGAUAGGAGAAUGAACUCUGAAGCAAUGAUCCUUGGUUUCAUGGCAGAACAUGAUCUUCCAUAUUCAAUAGCCCCUCACCUAGUUAAGCUCACUCAGACUUUGGCUAAAGACCCGAAGCCGUUAACAGAGAUUAAACUUGAACGAUGCACUGCAUCAUACAAAAUGAAACAUGGUGUAGCGAAGCAUUUUGAGGACGAACUUUGUAAUGAACUACAGGACACAAAAUUCUGUUUGAAUUUGGAUGAAUCCACAAAUGUGAGUAAUGAGAAAAUAGUAGCUGUGCUGGUUAGUUACUUUUCUGCUGAAAGAAAUUAAGUUACUGUGAGACACCUUGAGUCCUUUAAAGUAAUUAAAGCAGACGCAAACUCUAUAUUCAUGAAAGUAGAGGAGAUGUUUGAGAAAUACAAUCUUCCAUGGAACAAUUUGCUAUCUGUAUUGUUAGACUCUUGCAACACGAUGAGGGGCAAAAAAUCAGGUCUAGAGGCAAGGAUUAGAGAAAAGGCUCCACACCUCCUGGAUAUUGACGGUGAUAGUGUCCACCAUGUGCACAAUGCUGCUAAAGCUUUCACAACCCCUUUCAAAUACUACUUGGAGUCACUGUUCAACUGCCUACAUAGCGAUUUUCAUUGGAGUACUGAUCUACGCAAUGAAUUGAAAUUGAUAUGUGAAAUACUGAACAUCAAGUUCACAGUCCCAGAAAGAUUUACAUCACAUCGCUUCCUCUCAGCCUACAACCUUGCUGUGGACACUGACAGGCUUCUGGAUGCAUACACAAUCUUCUAUACAGCAUUCUUAAAAACAGGAGAACAGAAGAAGUUUCAGUACCUGUACGAGAUCAUCCUAGAAAAAAGAGGAGUAUCUGAGACUAGCAAAGAAGAACUUUUGAAAAUCAGAAAGAGACUCUCUAAGAAGAAAAUGACAAAAGAUGGUCAGGAAAGGAAAGAAAAUGUUCUCUUGAAGUUAUUUGAUGAAAGGAAGAAAACUAGAAUGCUAUUAGGAGUCUACAUUGCUUCUCUGCACAGCCUGAAAGAAUAUGCUACGUUAUUCCAAAGUAAGGCUCCAAUGGUGCAUGUCCUGCAUGAUGAACAAGUUCGCCUUGUCCGAGAGUUCCUCUGCUUUUUUGUCAAACCAGAGUGCAUCCCACAAUCUGUAAAGAAUCUGAAGCUUCUUGAAUUUACGGAGGAUACCCUACUUCCAAAGAGGGAUAUGUUUAUUGGAUCAAAUGCCCAGAGGAUAGUAAUGAAGAGCAAAGCAAAAGACUACAUGGUAACAGAGGUGCUCGAGUCCAUAAGAACAGCAUAUGUAAAAAGCGGAAGUGUUCUUCUUAGAAAGAUGCCAAUUGACAACGAGUUCCUCCAGUGCUUGUCGGCCAUUGAUCCUGCAGCAAGAGGUCAUAGUAUGACAUUGAAGUUGCUGAAACGCCUCCCAUUCCACGUGUCACAUGUGUUGAGUGAAAAGGAAGAGGAAUGUUAUAUGAGGGAGAUUCACAGGUACCAAGCUGACCCUACUCUACCAGUCCCUAAAGCUGAAACACGAGUAGACCAUUGGUGGGCCUGUAGAAACGACUAUCCAAUGAUGCGAAAACUAAUGCUAGCACUACUGACAUGCUUCCAUGGUCCAAUGGUGGAGGGGGUGUUUAAUGUGAUGGGUGAUGUCAUGGACACUAAAUCAAGUAGUCUUGGUGUAGACUCAUUAAAUGCUAUUCAGAAUGUUAAAUCUGCUCUUAAAGCAAAGGAACUUUCCUCAGUUGAAUAUUUUGGUAGGGAAGAUACCCUUUAUACACCAGUUGUACCAGGACUUACAGCAUGUACGAGAACAGCUGGAAAGCAAAGGAAUCUUGAAUUAACCAAGAAACGGUGUGAAAAAGAUCAGCAGUGUGAAAAACUGGGAAUUUCAGACAAAAAAGUAGUAACUAAAAAGGCAGCACAGGAGCUGAUGUCAGAUAAUAUAAAAAGAGCACGCAUUGUGUUUCAAGAAAAGAAUGGUAAUUAAUGUUCCGAGACGCUUGUUAAUACACAUGGAUAUACAGUAUGACAGUCAAUGAUGAAUUUUUAAGAAUAUGGUUUGAAAAGUAUUUUGAAGGUUGAUGAUGGCAAUUUGAUUACUAGUUCAAGUUGUUCAUGUAUUGAUUGUAUGUAAUAGAAGAUGCUAUUACUUUAAUAUAUCAUUGUGUUGUUAUGUACAUGAUAUACCUGAAAAUUUAUUCUCAAAGAUUUAAGCUGAUGUGUAAUACGAUAGUUGUUUUUCAAUUAUUUUAUGCAUAUGUUUCAUCAGGCACUGCAUUCAUUUUCAUUGCCAGAUUUUAACCAAAUUGCAGUUAACUGUAAAAAUCACAGUUUAUAAACAUAAUAUAUAUAUGUUUGAGUUAAGAAAAUUCUAGUCCUAAUUCAGUUGAAAAAUGUUGUCAAGAUAAUGUAUGAUUACAUCUAGUCAUUAUUUAUUUCUCAAUAUGCAUAUUUUGUAAUGCUGCAAUGUUAUUUGUUGUUGUCAGUUCCUUUUUUCUCAGCAGUAUCAUUCUGUUAUGUUCUGUAAAUGUUACUAGAUCCUUUUUAUCAAUCCUGUAACUUUGGUCUAACAUUCAGUUUGGGCAGUGCUGUAGCAUUUAUUUAUCAGCCAUGUUACACGUGUUGUGUAAAUGUUAUUUCUAGCAAAACCAGCAGUUUUAGUUUUGUUUAUCAGAUGUGUUUCAAUGUUUUGUAUAAAUGUUACAGUAUUUCUAGCAGUACUACCAAUGAUCUCACAAGCUGAUUUUAUUUGUCAGUCAGGAUACUUUGUUUUGUACAAAUGUUAUUUUCUACAGAGCUGCCAAUGAUCUCACUAGUGCACCUUUUACUUAGUCUAUUAGUCAUGUUACUUUGUUUUGUACAAACGUUAUUUUCUACAGAACUGCCAAUGAUCUCACUAGUGCACCUUUUACUUAGUCUAUUAGUCAUGUUACUUUGUUUUGUACAAAUGUUAUUUUCUACAGAACUGCCAGUGAUCUCACUAGUGCACCUUUUACUUAGUCUAUUAGUCAUGUUACUUUGUUUUGUACAAAUGUUAUUUUCUACAGAACUGCCAAUGAUCUCACUAGUGCACCUUUUACUUGGUCUAUUAGUCAUGUUACUUUGUCUUGUACAAAUGUUAUUUUAGCAACACUACCAGUGAUCUCAUUAGUGCACCUUUUACUUAGUCUAUUAGUCAUGUUACUUUGUCUUGUACAAAUGUUAUUUUAGCAGCACUACCAGUGAACUCAGAAGUGCCAUUAUUUACUACUCAUGUACAUUUGUCUUGUAAAACAUUAUUUCUAGCAAUUUAAAUUUCUAUUUCAGUAACAACAGUUCAUGUCAUUGCCAUAUUUAAUAAAUUUUACUCCUUAAAUGAUGCUACAUGUAUUAAAUAAAUGUCACUUUUAAACAGAAGAGUAAGUUUUGACUUGUUCAUGUCUUUGCCAUUAUUAGUAAAUUUUACUUGUUAAAUGUUGCUACAUGUAUUCAAGAAAUGUCACUUUUUAGACAGAAGAGUAAGUUUUAACUUUUUCCAAUUGAGAAUUUCCAAGUCAUAAAAUCAUUGUAAAUUUCUAUAUUCUUUUACACGUAAGUGUUACAUUCAACUUACUUUGUUAUUUUGGCUGAAUGAAAUAAUUUAUUCAUUUCAUUGGAAUGGUCAUGUUAUAUGACUUUUUCUUGUUACUUAAAAAGUAUUUGAUAAGAUGGAAUUAACAUUUAUGUGCAUAUAAUACUCAUUGCUGUUUAUGCCAUUUACUAUGUACAAUACUUACAAGGUCAAGGUAUUUUACCUGUGAUAACUGAUAAUUUUGUUACAUGUAAUAGUUUGUUAGCAAAAUAAAGUUCAA
Mercenaria mercenaria is the source of this 5418-nucleotide messenger RNA. RefSeq lists its product as uncharacterized. The transcript has 2 exons. NCBI's taxonomy places the organism in Eukaryota, Metazoa, Mollusca, Bivalvia, Venerida, Veneridae. The coding region runs from base 1959 to 3575 and encodes 538 amino acids. The record is from RefSeq and is a predicted model, not a curated record.